AUGGGCGAUGGGGUAGAAGAAGAAGGGAGGUCAAACACAAAUCAGAAAAGAGUUGAAGAAGAUGUUGUACCCGACGAGCGGCAAGAAAGAAGAUCGCCAGAGAGGAAUCAGCAACAGGAUCCACAGGUCAGCAAAAAAAGUCCCAACUUCUCUCUCCACCUCUCGCAUGAACAGAUCAUGGAGGAAUUUCCUUCAUCAACAAAAAGAAGAUAG
Messenger RNA from Triticum turgidum subsp. durum (durum wheat), 213 nucleotides. Lineage: Eukaryota; Viridiplantae; Streptophyta; Magnoliopsida; Poales; Poaceae. The record is from the annotation of a GenBank genome assembly.